CAGAGUGACGUUUCGGACUUUAUUUACAAGCCGUAUUUAAUCGAGAAGCGCCUGUCAAAACACUCAAUGGAAGUUUAAAAGCGAAAGGUCCGUGCAAAACAUGUUUCACCUUCGUCCACCGUCGGUUGUGUAUUUGUAGCUUCGUCAACCAGAUAUUUUAAAGUAAUCGUGCAGAACUGCAUUCAUCUUUUGGCCUCCUUUGUUAGUGGAUUGCUAGCCUUCACCCAAGCAAGUGUUUUUUGUAGAGGCUUUUCCACUCAGCAAUUCUGUAGCUUGUUUUUGAUCAUCAUGGAGGAUGAAACAAUAGAAGUCUAUCUCCACGUUUACGACAUGACACGUGGAAUGGCUCAACUUAUGUCUGCAGCUAUCUUGGGAAAACAAAUUGAUGGCAUUUGGCAUACCGGAGUUGUUGUCUACGGUCGUGAAUAUUUCUUUGGGGGUCAAGGCAUUACCAGUUGCUUACCAGGCGAGACCGUCUUGGGCCAACCUAACCAGAUCCAUCCUCUCGGCGCCACCCAAAUCCCCUUCUCCAUCUUCGUUGACUACGUUCGAGGCUUGGCCGAUUCCACAUUUAGGCCUGAUGCGUAUAAUUUACUGCGACAUAAUUGCAACACCUUCUCCAACGAACUUGCUCAAUUUCUCUGCGGCAGUUCCAUCCCGCAACACAUCCUCGAUCUUCCCUCGGAAGUCCUUAGCACUCCGUUCGGACAGACUCUGCAGCCGCUGUUGAACAGUCUGAGUGGAUCGAGCAGCCAGAGCGGGAUACCGGUAUUGCCGUUGGAUUUAGACGGAGGUCGAACCGUCAAUCGAGCACCUUCGCCGGGAGCCGUUGAAUUGGAGCGGGCCAUCGAGGACGCCCGACGCGACUCUCUCAAGCUCGAAGAGCGUCGAAACACCAUUUUGGAAAAAGUUGAGAAAUUGGAGAAGAAGAAAGCCAAGAAGCAGCUACAACAAGAGCGACAGUCCAGUUCAUCAACCUCUGCGCCUGAAAAGAAAAUGGCCGACGCAUCCGAAGCAAAUAGCGCCCGAGAAGGAUCGGAAGAAGAGAACUCGAAGGCACCAAGGGAACCGCCCAUCGUUUUCAAAGAUUUGAUUGACGUAAGAAAGGAGUACGAAGGCUUGGCUGAAUGUAUUGCCAAGGUCGGUCAAGAUGACGACCAUCAAUCUAUGGCCGAACUGAAGCAGUACGUCAUCGACGACGAAGGCUCGUGGGCGUUGGGAGACAACUUUCUCAUUUUCAUCGCCAAAUGGCUCAAUGAUGACCAACCAUCCAACGAUCGACUCCGCGUUCAACUACUUACGGUGCUCGCCGCCGCCGCUUUGAAAGAUGACGUUAUUUUGAUACUUCACCAGGAUCGUCGCGAUCAUAUCCUUAUGAAUUACGCUCACAAUAUUGACCGUUUACCUAUGUCAGAACAGGAAGCCCUUGCACUGUUUAUGUGCAACCUAUUUGAAAAUGGGUCCAGCUCCGAGUGGCUUUUGUACAUUUCUGAAUGGACAGCGCCGCACACUACCUCGCCUUUGAGCAAUAUUCGCGUCACAACGAAAGUGGCCGUCACUGCCUUGCUGUCUGAUAACCCGUUGCUUCAAGACAGGGGCAGUGCCAUCAUUUAUAACCUGGCCAUCAAGGAGAAAAUGGAACGCACUCGUGAUUUUGCCGAAUUGCUGCCCCGUGGUGCUCUUUCGAAGGUUUUCGACGAUGUGGCCACCGAAUUAGCCAUGGCCAUUUUACAAUUCUUUAGUGCCGAACAUGGCGAAGAGCACAUCUACCGAUGUAUGAAGGGCUUAGUCAGGUUCGCCUACAUUGCUCACAGUGAAGUGCCCGCUCUGAUCAAGAUGAUAGGGCCCGAUCCGACUCAGUUCAAAGGAAUGUCAGCUCGAAUUGAUGAGCUUGUCGAACCACUGCUGGACCGCCUUCGUUCUGUACGUGGCAUGGAUUAAUUCCAUCCUAUGACGCAACAUUUACGGUUUCUCAUAUUUUUUAACAAACAUUUCUGCAGGUAACAAAUAACUGAGCCAACCAGAAGUGUUGAUAUAAUGUCUAAUAAAAUAUUUAAAAGAA
Messenger RNA from Daphnia carinata, 2062 nucleotides. RefSeq lists its product as uncharacterized. Lineage: Eukaryota; Metazoa; Arthropoda; Branchiopoda; Diplostraca; Daphniidae. The transcript has 10 exons. The record is from RefSeq and is a predicted model, not a curated record. Bases 289 to 1941 code for a protein of 550 amino acids. Gene Ontology annotation, molecular function: peptidase activity. Gene Ontology annotation, biological process: protein modification by small protein removal.